Messenger RNA from Paralichthys olivaceus (Japanese flounder), 3673 nucleotides. The record is from RefSeq and is a predicted model, not a curated record. Lineage: Eukaryota; Metazoa; Chordata; Actinopteri; Pleuronectiformes; Paralichthyidae.
AAAAAGGCAACGAAAUGAGCUGAGAGGCCAGACGCCGCUCCCUGUGGUGGUCGUACAAAUGCAAACUUGACUGAAACCUAGUGAGACAAAGAGAUUGUUUAGACCUGGUGUGAAGACCUGGUGUUGCUGCUGAGAGCCAAUCACAAGUGGUCAUCUCGAAGUACAGAAACACAAUGGAGAAAAUAACAGAGAAACUUCUGCUGGAGAAAGGUUCUCCAAAAACCAACAGACUGGACCAAAUCAAGACUCUGAAUCUGUCCAAGCUCCAACUGAAGCAUCAGGAUUUGCCAGUCAAGCUGCUGUCCAACCUCCGGUCCCUUGAGCGGUGGGAUCUGUCUGGGAACAGACUCCAGGAGUUUCCCAAGAACCUGAAGCUGCCUGCGCUUCGCUCCCUGGACCUCAGCGACAAUCAGAUGGAGGAUGUUACGACUCUGCAGUGUCUAAGCAGUUUGGAGGAGCUGAAGAUUGAGGACAACCUUUAUAUCACUGUGAGCGAUAAUCACAAGCUGAUGGUCUUGUUACCCAAACUGAGGAUGUACAACGGUAAAGAUGUCAGUACCAAUGCCAACCACUUGCGCUUUGUCUACACUGAGAACCUGAGGACCAGGACAAUCGCAGUUUGGGAGAAGAGCUUCAGUCUCCCAGAUCCCGUCACAGCAGAGAAGCUGUCGACCCUGGAGAAAAACUUUGUCGAUGCCGCCCGACACCAGGUUAAAUUUGGACCCAGCUCAGUCUCUGACUUCACCAAGUGGAAGGUGGAGAUUAUAGCUAAGGAGUACCUGCUCUCUCUGGUGGAACCAAAGAAAGAACCGGAGAGCAACGAGUUCACUGAUACAAAAGACAACUGUGAAAUCUCAACUCCUACCAAGAGGAAAAAAACUGCAGAAGUGGACGCCAACGUAAGUCUGACACCUCGCAAAAAGCUGCGUUCAGAUCCCACAGACUCCCCGGUCCAAGGCAGUCCUCGCAAAUCUAGCCUUCGCCUCAAAUCUCAGACCGACGGCGUCCGGAUGAGCCCCCUUAAGACCGAGCAGCCCCAGUUAACCCCCACCAGAGGACGACCGAGGACAGAGACGCCCAGGAGAGCUUUUAAAAAAGAGGACGGAGCAAAUCUUGACAUGGAGGAGAUUAUUAACAAAAAAGACUUUACUGCUACAAAGCUGCAAAAAGACUUGAUGCCGACAGUGAAGAGCUGCAGCAAGCAGCCGUUGCGUCUGAAGCCUCUACAUGUUCUCCAGUGUCACAGUAAACAGGACAACUCAGAGGAUUUCUCUACUCAGCUGUGGGCCUGUGCUUUCCAGCCGCUGCCAGAUUCCACUGGUGGUUCUGCUGGAAGCCGCUUGGUUGCGACCUGUGGAGGAGACUCUGUGUGUGUGAUCGACUGUGAGGCGGGGAUGGUGAUGAAGAAGUAUAAAGUUUCCGGAGAGGAGUUCUUCUCGUUGGCUUGGUCCGUGGUGUUGAUGUCCAGGGGAGGCGGGGCCUCGGCUCAGCACUGCAGCAUCCUGGCGGCCGGUGGAAAGAGAGGACUCGUCAAACUGAUCCACCCCAGAAACAACGUGGCCUACGGGGAGUUCAGAGCCAGUCGCAAGGCGCUGUCCAUCCUCCGCUUCAACCACCAGCAGGGAAACUUCCUCUUCACGGGUUCAUAUGAUAAAAAGAUCGUGAUGUGGGACAUCGGUGGAGUGGACAGCCAGUACAACUUCAAAGUUGUUCAGCUGCUGCUGUUGGAAACCAGUGCCACCCCCCUGCACAUCUGCCUCCCUCCCACGUCCCCCGGCGCUCACCUGCUCACGGCCUGCGAGGACGGGCUGCACUGCUUCAACACACAACCCGGCACCAACAACACCACCAAGAGGUCCAAGGAGAUGGAGAUAACGUUCCCCAUUUAUAAGAAGGAAGACAAAGAUCAUGACUAUCACACUGUUGAUGGCCUCAGUUUCCUUACUAAUGACAUAGUGGCCUCCAAGAACCACCUGCAUGGUUCUAUUUACUUGUGGAGCUGGAGCAGGACAAAGGCUCAGCGGCCGGACAAGAAGAGCAGGACGGUGUGUGCGGUGGUUCUGGCUGAGCUGCAGUGGGCCGACACAGAGAUUCCUUACCUGGCUCUCAACACCUGUCCCGGACAAGCCUACGUAGUGUGUGGUGACCACAAAGGACGACUGUGGACGUACCACAUCACCAACCUCCAGAACAACAGUUCCCAGAGUGGGAAACCCAUACAGCCCACUGAGGUGUUGGAGUGGCCGACGCCGGUGAGGAAGAGUCACAGCCAAGUGGAGGGCCCCUCCAUCAACAGUGUAGCUAUGGACCCUGAGCUACACUACUUGGUGGCCCUCAGUGACAAGAACAUGGUGAUAGUGUGGAAAAAAGACGAGAGCUCCUGAAGGGAAAUCAUACAGGUUAUUAGAGUUCGUGUACUGGAGAAAGAACAGUACAGAGUGUACCAAAUGUUGGUACUUGUAAGAGUACCUCCAAUACGGAAGUGUUGGAACAUUACAAUUUCAGUUAACGUCCAUACUGGGAGUUUCUCCAGGAACUGGUUUAUUACUCAUUUCCCUCAGUCUGUGUAAGGAAAGUGUUGACGCUGCUGCAGUUACAUCUGUCAGAACAAAAAAAAAAACACCUGAUAGUUUAAAGUUAUACAAUAACAAUUCUCUGUAUUUUCUAUUUGAAAAAUGUCUCAUUCUGCACAGAAUUUAAGCUUCUGAACUGCACGCUUUUAUACUGGAAAGGCACAACUGAAUGCGAUAGUCGAGUAAAGUAGGGAAAAGAGUUAUGGAUUGUCACUAUGUGACAUUUUUAUGUAAUGUACACAUCCAAAAAGUCCAUCCUGAACACAUGAUUUGUUACAAAAAUGAUAUGCAAUCAUUCAACAAACAAAAAAAAUGUCUGUAAUUUAGGUAUAAAGGACUUAGACCUUUAAAUCAGCAGAAGAACUAUAUAUAAAUAUGCGCAAUUUAUAAAAAAUAACAGACUCCACACUGUAAAUUUAGCUGUAAGUGGCCUCAGGUAUAUUUAUUUAAGGCCUUUGCUCAGUUUCAUAUUGUGGUUUCAGUUGGAUUUUAAUGAAGUGACUCUAUGUUAAAUAUUACUUUCUUCAGUUGUAAUAAGAAGCAACUGACACAACUACUUUCUUGUUCUUUUACUUAAUGAGUAAAAGAAGCAACUGAGCACGGUCCAGUUCACCACUGGCCAAAUAACAGAGUUGGAUAAGAAAUAUCAAGAGAAAUAUCAGCAGACCUGCUUCUGCUCUAGACAUGGUGUUGUGAUCUGUCCAACAGCUAUUUUCAGUCAUAAAUAUAAUUUAUGCAUUUUAAAAUAUAGUUGUUUCUUUUAUCUAGAAAUGUACUUAUUUAUUUUUAAUAACCACACAUGCUUGAACUGUUGCUGAGAAAGACCAGCCUUGGACCCGUCUGUAUAAUGAUGCCUUGUAAUGUGCUGAGAUGUUCAGGAAAGCAAACACAGCAGAGUUGACUGCUCCGCAAGGACGAAGUGAAGAUGCAGCUGGAAAGUGAUUGCUGAGAAAAUGGAUGGAGAACAGCGUGUUCCUUCCUGUUUAAUUAUAUUGAUCUGAACACAAAGUUUUAUCCCAGACUAGUUUACUGAGCCUGAGUAUUUGUACCAGUUUUGUACAUGAACGUUAUUCAUUUAAUAAAAAAAAAAGACUUGAUUU